This is a messenger RNA of Ceratina calcarata, 3530 nucleotides long. It is a transcript of the gene stmA, whose product is annotated as Protein EFR3 homolog stmA. Lineage: Eukaryota; Metazoa; Arthropoda; Insecta; Hymenoptera; Apidae. The record is from RefSeq and is a predicted model, not a curated record. The transcript has 16 exons. Gene Ontology annotation, biological process: protein localization to plasma membrane. Bases 169 to 2640 code for a protein of 823 amino acids. Gene Ontology annotation, cellular component: plasma membrane.
CGGGUUAGUGGGGCACGGGCGUCGCGACGCCGAGCGUCGCCUCGUUACCACCCGCCCUCGCCUCAAGUGAACUCGUGUUCGGCUCUCGGCCAGUCGAGUUCGGUUCUGGGAACGUGCGAGCGUCGAUGACUAGGUGAAGUCACGCGUGCGGAAUAAAAACGGGCCGAGAUGGCUCUGAUCAGAUGCUGCCUCGACACGGAGAUGCCCGAUGUCUUCGAGUCGCUUGUAAGAAAGUGCACUGACCCAGGAUGUUGUUGCUGGUGCUGUUCAGCCUUACGCCCACGUUACAAAAGACUCGUUGACAAUAUUUUUCCAGUAAAUCCUCAGGAUGGCUUGGUCAAGAAUAACAUGGAAAAAUUAACAUUUUAUUCGUUAAGUAGUCCUGAAAAGUUAGACAGAAUCGGAGAAUAUUUGUUCCAAAGGGCUUCCAGAGAUAUUUACAGGAGAAGAAAUGGAUUCGUUGUCAUUGCCAUGGAAGCAAUGGACCAACUGUUGCAAGCGUGCCAUGCUCAGACUCUGAAUUUAUUCGUUGAGAGUUUUUUAAAAAUGAUACAAAAAUUGUUGGAAUCCACAGACCCACAGUUACAAAUAUUAGCCACGCAAUCUUUUGUCCGGUUUGCCAACAUCGAGCAGGAUACGCCGUCUUAUCACACACGUUACGAUUUCUUUGUAUCAAAAUACUCUGCCAUGUGCCACUCGAACCACAAUGACCCUGCAAUUCGUAAACAAAUACGGCUUGCUGGAAUUCAAGGAUUGCAGGGUGUCGUAAGGAAAACUCUUUCUGAUGAUCUGGUAGAGAACAUUUGGGAACCUGUUCACAUGGACAAGAUCGUUCCUUCGUUGUUAUAUAACAUGCAGAAUUCAAGGUAUUCUAGCAAGGAGGAUCCAACACCAGAUAGCCCAACGGAGGAACGAUCUGACCCACCGCAAGUCGCUGAAACUUGCAUGCGUGAGCUUAUCGGACGCGCGUCAUUCGGUCAUAUCAGAUGCGUUAUCAGGCCUGUUUUAAGGCAUUUAGAUAACCAUCAGCUGUGGGUUCCUAAUUACUUCGCAAUUCAUACAUUUAGGAUAAUUAUGUUCUCCAUUCAGUCGCAGUAUUCGUACACUGUCGUGGAAGCAUUAAUGACGCAUCUCGACGGACAUUCAAAGUCGUCACCGAAAAUUCGUACGAGCAUCGCGGAUACUUUAUCAAAAAUCAUUUCCAUCGCAGCCGGCGAGAGCGUUGGGCCAUCUGUUUUGGAAAUAAUCAAUUCUCUGCUGUCUCAUCUGAGAGUCAGCGUAACGAGGAAUCAAUCGUCCAGUAGCGACGAACAGUUGUACCAAGAGGCACUUAUAAACGCCCUCGGAGAGUUUGCGAAUCAUCUGCCGGAUUAUCAGAAGAUCGAAAUUAUGAUGUUCAUAAUGAGCAAAGUUCCAUACAGUCAACCAGAUCGCUUGGUCUCCGUUGGGAAAGGAGACGUGUUACUCCAAAGCAUUCUCUUAAAGUCACUUUUAAAAGUCGGCACUAAGUAUCAAACCAUACAUUUAAAUACCACGUUCCCUCCAAGCUUUUUGGAGCCGCUGUUGAGAAUGUCGCUCGCGGCAGACGCCGAGAUGCGACUUUUAGUACAACAAAUCUUUCAUACUCUGAUCGACAGGCAUCAGAAUAUCACAAAACUCGCGAAACCUACAGUAAACGUUGCACAACUUGAUCUGACCAUCGAGAAGGCAUCUAGACCAGACGUGAUCUUCAUACGGAAACACGGCCCUGAAAUUUACUUAGCGUUGUACGAGUCGCUAGAAUUGGCAAGUAACAAGGUGGAAAACGUGGAGUCUAUAUAUACGACGUUGGCAUUGCUCGCCGUCGAAUUGGCUUCGGAGGAGACCGUCUUGGAGCUGCUAAGAUUAGUUCUGAGUCUUCAAGAUUUGGCUUUAACAAGUGGUCAGAUCAGUAUUUCCCUCAAAUACAAUUUGCACUCGAUUGUCAUCAGUCUACUCGUGUUAAUAUCGUACGUUUGUAACAUCACAUCUCUAAUGGAUUACGCAAUCAAAAUCGUAGAAAUACGCCGGAAAGAAGCGCCACACCUUUUACCUGAUUUACAAUCUCAGUAUGAUUCCGGAUUGUCUGCUAGAUUGGCACCGACUCUGCUGGUCGAUCAAACUGUCUUAAGCGAAUGUUUGAAAGGAGCUGGUCUCGACAGUGGAAAACUGCAACAAGGGUCUGGUUAUAGCAGCAUUUCGCUACAACAUCGGCAUUCGUGGGUCGAUAGUACCGGACGAAACUCGCUGGCCGACAUUAAUUCUGGCGCUACGGAAUUAGACAGCGGUGGUUCAUCCCCCGGUGUACAAAAGAAACUGCCUGGUGAAGAAUUAACUUUCGAGAGCAUGAAACGAAUUCUAACAGAGAAUAAUAACAAUCACGUGAUAGAAGAAGAGAAACGGUUACAGUUAUCGCACUUAUUUAGAAACGCACCAUUCCAAGAUUUGGUAUCAAAGACACAGCCAAAGCAUGAUGUUCUCCAAAGCAAAUUAUCAGAAAUAUUCAAUACACUGUCCGUCGAUCCACGGAACGCCGCUCAACCCGGCGUGCCGCCAAUGGAUGCUAAACCGACUCAAACACCAGCCUAUGAAAUUCAUUUCCCAGAAUUGUUUGUUUAUUAACUUAAUAAGUAUUUAGUGCUGGCACUUUUAUUACGUUAAACACUUAUCGCCAAUUAAUAAUUAAGUUAAUUUCAACGCCUUUGGUUGGAAUAACGUGGACAAAUAUUUUUAGCGCAUUUUGAUAUGCUUAUACGUGGUGCAAUAAUGUUUAUCUAGCUCCGAAUAAUAAGCUCCGUAUGUAUACGUACAUAUACAUAUUUUGUCAUGUUUGUAAAAUACUUAUUUAUUUCUAGUGAUGUGAAUUAUUUCACUGUUCAUAAAUUAUUCUUGUAAAAAUAUUUUAACUCAUAAACUGGUGAUGCGCAAGUUGUUCAAUUCAUACAGAAAAUAAUAUAUAUAAACAGCUCGCUGUAUUAAUUGUAUUAACGAUCUGUGAUAUAUUGGGUUGUCAAGAAAAUAAUUUCGGUUUUCACAAAUCCUCUAUUUAACAAACUUCGAAUUUGCCGGAUGUUUUAAUUCGGAUUUUCUUACAUCCUUUUUAUUCUGUUACUAAUUAUGCAUGUAGUUUGUUAUCAAUUCUGUCACAUGUAUAAUAAAUAUAUGUGUAUAAUGUAAAUGAUGAAAAGGUCAGAAAAUAGAAUAGAACAGAAUGAGUUCCUGUAGUCACAUUCUAUUUAACGUAGAGUUAUUAAAACCGGAAUUGCCUUCUUCCCCGAAUAUAUUUGUCAAUGUGUCUUUAAACAAAUUGCUUUGCACACCGCUAAUGCAACGUACGAGAACGUUUCGAAAGAACGUGGAAAUAAAUGAAAAGAAUGAAUAUGGAAAUUGAAAUGUUUGUUUGAAAGUUGUUUGAACCGGUCUACAUGUACAUAAACGUAAAAGGGUAUGAAUUGGAACGAUCACAAAUGUUAUAAUUGUGGGCUAAUAAUAAAGAUAUUCAUAUACUUGAA